GUCCAGAGGUCUACUGCUUGUCAAGGUUUUGUCGGGCACCAUUGCAUACAGUCAUCAGUGAGUCAUCAUCGAGGAUGCAACAGCUGCUGGCGGAGUUUGGGCUGGAUAGGAGGUGGUAGGAAGCCAACUUGCGAAGGAACGAACGACCGGAGCGGACCUCGUGCUUUCGACGGAAGCCGAGCAGGAUGGCACCCGCCUUUGCGAGAGCAUCCCAACAGACACAGCUGCUCGUCGCGUACUGCGAGAAUAAUGCUAUUUGAAGAGGCUGGCAUUUGGCGGCAUUCAUAUCAGCUCAGACUCUUCCAAAGUGUUUAGAAGUGUCAGAUAUGGGCCACUUCUGAGUGUGCCCAUCUCCUGCAUUUCAGCAAGUCGGGAAGGACUGCCUCUUUUUUGCAAAAGAGAUGUGCGCUCAAAGGAAGCUUUCUGCAGGCAUAUGGUGCGCUGAGUUAUGCAUGGAAGCUAACAUGAUUUGAUUUUUCAGCAAUGCCGGCCGCAUCGAACAAGGCGAAGAAGUCCUCUUCGCAGGACAACAUCAACUCCAAGCUCCAGCUGGUCAUGAAGUCCGGCAAGGUACAGCUUGGACUCAAGUCGGCUCUCAAGUCGAUGCGCACCGGCAAAGCAAAGCUCAUUCUCAUCUCGGCCAACACUCCGCCUUUGCGCAAGAGUGAGAUCGAGUACUACGCUAUGCUUAGCAAGACCAGCGUGCACCACUACCAGGGCAGCAAUGUUGCGCUCGGGACAGCGGCGGGAAAGCUUUUCCGUGUGGGGUGGGUAUUUUUGUGAUCAAAUGCGACGUGCACAGCCGAAGGAAGGCAAGGAAGAACCUGGAGAAGAGGACAGGCCUCGAGUCUUGGGACGCUGCGCCAUCGGGGCAAGGGGAAAAGCUGAGGCUCUUCGCAAACAGGAGUCAGCGCAUCCCUUUGUGGACUGUGGUCGGAUAUCAUGUGUUUCUUGCUCGCGUCGCGUGGCUGCGCCGCUUUGCCGUUCAUCGCGCUCAAUUGAAGCAAUCAAGGGCGAGGCGGUUUGUGGCGCGAGAUGCUGGCCGAAAGAAGAUUGGAAACAGCUUUUCAAACACGCAUGACGCAGCAGCUGACCAUCUCAUUCUUGUUUGCGACAGUGUCAUGACUGUUCUCGACGCCGGUGACAGUGACCUUCUCAGCUCGGUCGCUGCAUGAGUGCGGCAAUGCCGAUCGAUAUGUUCAUCGCAC
Molecule: messenger RNA, 1208 nt
Organism: Tilletiaria anomala UBC 951
Lineage: Eukaryota; Fungi; Basidiomycota; Exobasidiomycetes; Georgefischeriales; Tilletiariaceae
Product: L30e-like protein
Exons: 1
Coding region: 484-783 (99 amino acids)
Cellular component (GO): cytosolic large ribosomal subunit
Molecular function (GO): structural constituent of ribosome; RNA binding
Source: RefSeq, a predicted model, not a curated record